UCAAUAUAGAAAAUGAAAUUUUAACGAAGUGUGCGAAGAUGAACGACAGUUGUAAACCACAACAAAAUUGAUUCUCUCUACCCCUCCCUGGAAUGAAGCUUUUUUCGAGCACUUUCUGGGGUUUUCCCGAAGGUUCUGGAAGUCUCUGGAGGGAUCGUUUUAAAAUUAGCGGUGAUGGCUUUUUUGUGUUGUUAACGAUCUAUAAAAGGAGCUGCAAUGUUCACGGCAAGUCAGUUGAACGUUUCAGUAUUCGGAGAAACAAGACUUCACGCGACAAAUAAGAAGAAAAAGUGUUUAAUAUGUGGGACGAAAUGUUCAGUGAUCCCUGGUCCAGCAGAUUUCAGGCUUCUCAUAGUCCAUUCACUGGUUUCGGUGGAUUUUAUGCAGAAAGAGCACACCCCUUCUGGGGAAAUCCUGUUUAUUUUCCAUGUGACAAGCGACGAAAGGUUUCCCACCGGAAAAAAGCAAGAUCGGUAGACGACAGAACGGAGAAUCCAGUAUGUUAUCAUACCAGGGGAAAACCCUUGAAGAUAGAGCUUCACAAGAAACCGAAAGAGAAGACAAAUAAUAUAGAGGCAUUGGAGCCAAAUUUACCCCAAGACGCUGUUGAUAUUCCAGUCGAAUUUCUGCCGCCCGAAGAAGAAAAAGCUCCAAGUAGAAACAGGGAGCAAAGUUCUCGCGAUACAUUUAUCGACAAUUAUGCAGUGGAAAAACCCGAGGCAGUUCAGGAAAAUACUAUACGAAGUGCAGACCGGUCGGCUGACGAAGCAGAAAAUUUAGAUCUGAGUCAUGGAACUGACAAUGAAGUUGAAAGUGCGAAGGAAUCGAGACCGGUGGAAUCCGGAAAGCUUUCGGCUGUAGAGGAAGAGAAGUUAAAUGAAAUCAAGAUUCAGUUAACGAAAGCAAGGGAACUGAGACCAAGAGUUAAAGCUUUCGAAGGUUCGCGACGUGACAAGGAGUUUCUGUAUUUAGAUGAACACUUGACUCAAUGCAUUCUAAGCUUGGAUUUAAUCGAUACAGAUGGACUCGAAAAUGUAAAAGUGGCUCGGAGAGAGGCUGUUUCAGAGAUUUUGUCAGUCAUAAAUAAUUUAGAAUCCAAUGUACAGGAAUAGAUAC
Molecule: messenger RNA, 1116 nt
Organism: Porites evermanni
Lineage: Eukaryota; Metazoa; Cnidaria; Anthozoa; Scleractinia; Poritidae
Source: the annotation of a GenBank genome assembly